AUGAACUUCAGUGACGAGCUGCGGCAGCGUCUGAACGUGUGCGUGAAGUCCGAAUGGUGCAGCCGCGUGCUGCAGCGCCUGGCAGAGUCUCGAUCCAUCCAGUGCGCGACGGAUGAGGCCAAGCUCCGGCACCUGUUCGCGGCGUUCUUGUGCAGCGACAUGAACGUCGUUGGGUCGGGUGGCCUCCCAGCUGGGCUGCAGGAUAUGCACAUGGCCAUUCUGCAAGGUCGACAUGUUGUGCAGAUGGACGAGGCCGUGAACGUUGCGGCAAGUGCUAAAGAAAGGUUUGAUGAUGGAAGAGGUGUAUCUUGA
Ostreobium quekettii is the source of this 312-nucleotide messenger RNA. NCBI's taxonomy places the organism in Eukaryota, Viridiplantae, Chlorophyta, Ulvophyceae, Bryopsidales, Ostreobiaceae. The record is from the annotation of a GenBank genome assembly.